AUGAUUGAAAUCUUUGCAUGGAUUGUUAUUGUAAUUGUGCUCUCUCUUGUUGCUUCCUAUCAUUACUACAUGAAUAUCCGAUCUGAACAACCCUAUCUCAGGAAGGGCUCCGAAUCACUAGAAUCAAAGCCGAUUAAAAUUAUUCUUCAUGGACCUUGUGCUUCUGGAAAAUCAACUCAUUCUAAAGAAUUAUCAAAGUCGUUGAAUAUUCCAGUAAUUGAUUCCGAUUUUCACAGAUUUUAUCCAGCUCAUGAAUUUGAGUGGAAGAAUAAGAGUAGAGCAGAGUUUGUUGCAGCUGUUGAGAAGGAUAUGGAUCAAUAUAGAGAGAAAGGUUGGGUGUUUGAUGGCCGAGUGUUGCAAUUACCAUCUGUGGUGAGAGAGGCAAAUGUUUUGAUCAUGAUGGAUUAUGCACUCAUUGUUACCUAUUGGAGAUUGUUAGUAAGGUGUGUCAGUAGAUGUAUUUCAAAGACCAAGUGUUGUAAUGGGAAUGUUGAGAGAUGGACCAAUCAAUUGGGGAAGGACUCACUCUUUGUGUUUGAAUUCAGUUGUAUGGUAGAUGCUAAGAAACAAUCCUCAUCUUCAUAUUUUCAGAGUGCUUUCGCCACGAGAUAUGGAAGAUUUGUUAAAGAAACUUAA
Molecule: messenger RNA, 636 nt
Organism: Naegleria gruberi
Lineage: Eukaryota; Heterolobosea; Eutetramitea; Acrasida; Naegleriidae
Exons: 2
Coding region: 1-636 (211 amino acids)
Source: RefSeq, a predicted model, not a curated record